This is a messenger RNA of Hevea brasiliensis (rubber tree), 1261 nucleotides long. RefSeq names its product AUGMIN subunit 2. The record is from RefSeq and is a predicted model, not a curated record. Gene Ontology annotation, biological process: microtubule nucleation; microtubule organizing center organization; spindle assembly. The coding region runs from base 123 to 1025 and encodes 300 amino acids. The transcript is spliced from 6 exons. Gene Ontology annotation, cellular component: mitotic spindle microtubule. NCBI's taxonomy places the organism in Eukaryota, Viridiplantae, Streptophyta, Magnoliopsida, Malpighiales, Euphorbiaceae.
UAAAAUUGCCGGCCAGAAACACAGUCGCUCCCUCCAGUUCGCCACCAACAGUAACAGUAACACCUGUUGCUUCUUAUGAGAGCGCUUCAAAAGAGAGUUAAGGCCGCGUUUGGGUAAAUCAAAUGUCGAUGGUAACUGACACUACCUGGGUCGGAAAAAAGCCUCUCAGACGCAUAGGAGGCAUGUCCGAUGCCCUUUCCAUCGCCGCCGAUCUUGGAUUUGCUGUUGCACCUCCUCCUUCUCAGGAAGAACUCCAGAACUUAUCCACGACCACUGGAGAAAAAGGUGAUGACUUGAUUAAGGUUCUAAGAGAAUUAACUACUGUACAAAGAGAAAUAGCAGAUCUACAAGUGGAACUUCAAGGUCGAAAGGAUGACAAAAACGUGGCACAUUUGACACAUGUGAGUGAAAUGGAAAAGAAGAUUGAGACUUUGGCUAGGAUUACUACUAUACUGAAGGAUGUCAUUCAGAAUAAGGACCGUAUUAUAGCUCGUCUUCAACAACCAUAUUCACUGGAUUGUAUUCCAGUUGAAGCAGAAUAUCAGAAACAAUUUUCAGAAUUACUGAUGAAAGCUGCAAGUGAUUAUGGUGCCUUAACAGCAUCUGUUGCAGAUUUCCAGUGGAGUCAGAACUUUAAGGAGUCUCCUUCAGCAUGGGGGGAAAUGCUACGUCCUAUACCUGUUGCUUUAGCAUCCUGUACCCGAUUCUUUGAAGCAAUGUCUGCCAUGAGAGAAUCAUUUGCUACACUCCAAAAUUUGAAAGUCGGCCAUUUAGUUUCCCCUUUGCCAGAAACACCAGGAAAUAAUCCUUCUCAUAGACUACUAAGAGAUUCAGACUGUGUGACUCCUCCUUGGAGAAAUGAAUCUAGUUUUGAUGACUUAGCAGCCAAAAGCCUAAGGAAACAAGAACUCGAGAGGCAAGAAGCGGGUGAUGAAAGUAAUGAAAUGAGCGACUUUAAUCAAGUUGAUGGCACGAGUGAUAGCAGAUUGUCUUGGCCUCCAUCAGUUAAAAAGAGUGGUACAUAGAGAAAAGACCAUGCGUCAUUCAAAUUAUGUUUUCCUUAGAAUGAAUAUUGUGUAAAAUAUUUUCAUUUCAAUGAAAUUGUUCUUGAUCUUGCAUUAGAAGUCAAAUAUACAUAGAAUUCUUCAUUCACUUGUCACUUGUGCAGUUAAUGCAACUCGCGAAAAUUCUUGUAUUUGGUAUAGACAUCGUUUAUUGUAUGUUCAAUAUUGAUGUUUUUCAGGCAAAGUUAUUUUAUACA